Messenger RNA from Poecilia latipinna (sailfin molly), 1800 nucleotides. RefSeq names its product carbohydrate (N-acetylglucosamine 6-O) sulfotransferase 7 (gene chst7). The record is from RefSeq and is a predicted model, not a curated record. The transcript is spliced from 2 exons. Bases 165 to 1436 code for a protein of 423 amino acids. Gene Ontology annotation, biological process: carbohydrate metabolic process; N-acetylglucosamine metabolic process. Gene Ontology annotation, molecular function: chondroitin 6-sulfotransferase activity; N-acetylglucosamine 6-O-sulfotransferase activity. Gene Ontology annotation, cellular component: Golgi membrane. Lineage: Eukaryota; Metazoa; Chordata; Actinopteri; Cyprinodontiformes; Poeciliidae.
GCCUACCCAGAGCGCCGCUCUGCCUCACCGGAUGACAAAUGAUGCACACCCGCACUAACACACAGAGGAAUAACUUUACAGUAGCGUCCGGGGCGCUCCACAGACCGCUGCGCCGCAGACUCUCGUGAAAACAAGCUUCCAGCCCCCCAUCUCGGCGUAAGGAAAUGAAGAGGAGGCUCCAUAAGAAGUACUUGGUUUUGAUUCUGGCAUAUUCAGGCUUACUUCUGCUGAUCCCCUAUGUGUUAGAUAACCGGGAUAAAUCCGCCCAGAAUGCCAAACUGCCGCAGCAACAGCCCAGAUGCCCCGACCUGGAGAACACGGUGGCUCUCCUCUGGGAUAACGGAUUCAAAGCAAACGGUAGCGACGCGGCGGAGAACCCGGCGCCGACGAACAAGAGCCAGUCCCGGACGCACAUCUAUCUGCACGCCACCUGGAGGACCGGAUCGUCGUUUCUGGGGGAGCUGUUCAACCAGCACCCGGACGUUUUCUACCUGUACGAGCCCAUGUGGCACAUCUGGCAGACACUGUACCCCGGCGACGCCGGCAGCCUGCAGGGCGCGGUGCGCGACAUGAUGAACUCCCUGUACCGCUGCGACUUCUCCGUCCUCAAACUUUACGCCGGCUCGCAGAACAUCACCACGGCGUUCAUCUUCGGCUGGAAGAUGAACAAGGUGAUCUGCUCGGAGCCGCUGUGCGACGCGCAUCAGCGCCACGAAAUCGGGCUGGUGAGGGAGGACCGGUGCGCCAAGUGCCAGAAGCGGGACCUGCGGGAGCUGGAGAGGGAGUGCAAGAAGUACCCGGUGAUGGUGAUCAAGGGGGUGCGCGUUCUGGACCUGAGCACCCUGGUCCCGCUGAUGAGAGACCCGGCGAUCAACCUGCAGAUCAUCCAGCUCUUCAGGGACCCGCGGGCCGUGCACAACUCGCGGCUCAAGUCCAAGCAGGCCCUGGUGAAGGAGAGCAUCCAGGUGCUGCGCAGCAAGAAGCAGACCGACAAGUACAAGCGGCUGCUGGUGCCCAGCAACAGGAUGAACCGGGCGGAGAGCUACGUGGCGAGCGCCAUGGAGCUGAUCUGCGACAACUGGCUGAGCGACAUGAUGCUGGUGAUGAACGCUCCGCCGUGGGUGAGGAGGAACUACCUGCGCCUUCGCUACGAGGACCUAGUGCUGCGCCCCAUGGAGGAGCUGCAGCGGCUCUUCCGUUUCUCCAACCUCUCCACCUUCCCGGCGCUGGAGAGGUUCGCGCUGAACAUGACGCACGGCCAAGGCUACUCGUCGGACAAGCCCUUCCUCAUAUCGUCCAGGGACGCGAAGGAGGCGAUCUACGCGUGGCGAGAGCGGCUGAACGUGGAGCAGAUCGGCCAGGUGGAGGCCUACUGCAGCGAAGUGAUGAGGCAGCUGGGCUACGAGAGGAACAGCGUGGUGGAGAAAACCACAUGAGGAUCGGAAAGCAGCGUGUGUGUGUGGGGGGGGUCCUCCUAAUCAAGGCUGAGGGCCAGAAGGUGGAAUAACAAAACAGGCUGCAGGAAUGCAGUCUGCUAGGAGCUCUCAAGCGUGCCUCUUGGGUUGUUUUUAUCCUCACCCGAGCUGGGUCGAUGAACUGGAGAAAUGGUGAUACUGAAAAGACGAGGAGGAGGAGGAGGUGUGCGUGUAAGGGGUGAUGGUGGGGGGAGAAAAGAGAAAGAAAGAGCAGCCAAUCGGACUCAGUUGGAUUUGAAACGAGGAGAAGGAAGCUUAUUUUCUCACCGCGCUGCCUGUUCGACACCAGCAGGGUCCCGUGGAGACGCGGAGGAGUUGGGGAGGG